Molecule: messenger RNA, 3533 nt
Organism: Chionomys nivalis (European snow vole)
Lineage: Eukaryota; Metazoa; Chordata; Mammalia; Rodentia; Cricetidae
Gene: Rspo2
Product: R-spondin 2
Exons: 5
Coding region: 1012-1740 (242 amino acids)
Source: RefSeq, a predicted model, not a curated record
AUCCCGAGCCUUAGCUUGUCUGCAUCUCCAUCGGAAAGUGCGCUGACCACAUCCCUUCGGCCUCCGGGCAGUGUCCUGUCUUCCCCAGCGCGGGCAGAGAGAAACCUCAGCUGUGAAGUGGUGGUAGAGAGAUCCCUGGAAGCAGCGACUGGACCCGGACGCCGAGAGGAGAGCGGACGCGCCCCUCGCCCGGGAAUCGCUCUCGCGGGCGGAGACCCAGCAUCCCAGUGCUUGCGGUCGCGCUUGCCCGCCUGCGCGCUCCUGCCAGGCGCCGCCAGCCCUGAGGACCCUCGGGGUCCGCGAACCCUGCUGCAGCCGGCCGAAUCCUAUAGCUGCCAAGAGCUCCCGGCGGGUGUUGGCAAACUUUUUUCCGAGCCCACGUGCUGUGCAAACAGCCCGGCUCGCUUUCCGAGCCUGGGAUGGAGCGCCGCGCCUAGGCACGCCGUGCAGCCUGAGACACGCGCGCACGGUAGGCGAUCCACACCUGGUGCCACGGCGCGGGGAUAGCCCAACCCGGGCGCGAAGGGCUCGAGAGCGCCCCUUUAAAGCCUCGCGCUCCGGUGCUCUUAGGACGCCUUUUCUUCCGCACAACGCCCUUUCCCCAGGGUCAGAAUCCACUGCGCAGCAGAGGUUGCUAAUUCACUGAUUGUAAUCACCUUCCUCUCCGAGUCGCCUGCAGCUGUGCCAUCUGCCCUUCCUUAAACUGCUCCGUGGCUCGUGCCAGUGAGUUCGCGUCCUCCCGCCCUCCUUUCUUUAAAUCAAGAGGCGCGAAGGUGCCGGUACCUCCUCUGGUUUCUCUUGAUCCCCCCACCCACCCUGCUUCUCUUUCCCGGUUUCCCAGGUUCACUGCGGAGGGAGAGAUGCUCAGCGAGCCAAACUGAUCAUUGCAGGUACAGGGCCAGUGGCAUCUGUCUGAGUCCUCCCUAAGGAGCGCAACCCGCACUGUCUCCUUGCAGGAGCCCCGCGUUUCCUCGACUUUGAGAGGCGUCUCUCCCCAGCCCGACCGUCCAGAUGCGUUUUCGCCUCUUCUCUUUUGCCCUCAUCAUUCUGAACUGUAUGGAUUACAGCCAGUGCCAAGGCAACCGAUGGAGACGCAAUAAACGAGCUAGUUAUGUAUCAAAUCCCAUUUGCAAGGGUUGUUUGUCUUGUUCAAAGGACAAUGGGUGCAGCCGAUGCCAACAGAAACUGUUCUUCUUCCUUCGAAGAGAAGGCAUGCGCCAGUAUGGAGAGUGCCUGCAUUCCUGCCCGUCAGGGUACUAUGGGCAUCGAGCUCCAGAUAUGAACAGAUGCGCAAGAUGCAGAAUAGAAAACUGUGACUCUUGCUUUAGCAAAGACUUUUGUACCAAGUGCAAAGUAGGCUUUUAUUUGCACAGAGGUCGCUGCUUUGAUGAAUGUCCAGAUGGUUUUGCACCAUUAGAUGAGACCAUGGAAUGUGUAGGAUGUGAAGUUGGUCCUUGGAGUGAGUGGGGAACGUGUAGCAGAAACAACCGCACGUGUGGCUUUAAAUGGGGUCUGGAAACCAGAACACGACAGAUUGUUAAGAAGCCAGCAAAAGACACAAUACCAUGUCCAACCAUUGCUGAGUCCAGGCGAUGCAAGAUGGCCAUGAGGCACUGUCCAGGAGGGAAGAGAACACCAAAGGCCAAGGAGAAGAGAAACAAGAAGAAAAGGAGGAAGUUGACUGAAAGAGCCCAAGAGCAGCACAGCGUCUUUCUAGCAACAGACAGAGCUAACCAAUAAAAUACAGGCAAUAGCUGGGGAAUUUUGAGGGGGAUUUUGUUGUUGCUGUUGUUUAUAUUGCAAAAGUGCACAAAGCUACUCUCCAAUCCACACUGGUGGACAGCGUUCCCGCUGCUCUGACCAGUAUCCGUUUUCAGUAACAUUGCGAAGGGAAGUGCCCACGCAUGGUCUCUGGGUUAUUUAUGCUUUGAUUUGAAUCUGGAGCCUUGUAAUAGCAGGAGCUUGUUGACCUCAUCAGUGGGAGCUGUUGCAUGUACACUCCUGUGAUGUAUCCUAAGAAUUGGCCCCGGGCACGGUGAACCUGCAGGAGGCAUGCGGCUGUAGAUCACCACCGGAGAAUGCACCUGUGCCUAUUUUCCUGCAAGAAAAUGCAGAAGCGGGCAAGCGCUGUUCACUUGUGACUUUGGUUUCUCACGUUGGGCAUCAUCAAAGACAAGUGUGAGUGGAAAUAAGGCGAAGUGUCACCGCCCAAAAUUCCCAUCAUUGGUGACUUUAAAAUGAUCUUGCGAUGAGACUGCUUUUAGCUAGGGGUAUUCUGUGGAAAUUCCUGCUAGAUUUCAGCCUCGUGCUGACGUGUGCACAUUCUGCUGAGCUAUCUGCAAAGCUCCAUCCUGUAUAUUUAUGCUUUUUGUGUGUAACAAGUCAUACCUGAUGAAUAAGAUGUCACUUUGUUUCUAAUGGUUCCUAACCAUGGUCUGGUACAUGACUGUUCAAACUGUUCUAGUUUUGAAAAUUGACAAAUGUUUUGUUGCCAUUUGGUUUCUUCUGUUUGUAUUAUUUUUUGAUGGGGGUGGGGUGGGCUUGUUUCUAAUUGUAAGUUUAGGAUAAGCUAGUUUGUACAUAGAGUCAAAUGACCGACGUCAGAAUUUCAAUGCAGAUAGAACUUCCCCAGUUUGUAUCACACGUGCACACACACAUGCGUGCACACACACACACACACACACACACAGAGUAAGCAGCAUGUAGCAUCUUGCUAUCAGAAGCCCAACUCUUUCUGAGUCCAGAAAGUGGACUUAUGAAACACAGCUGAAAACAAGAAGACUUCUGUGCAGUUACUUGUAUUUAUUACACAAUUCCCAGUUUCAUUUUUUUUUUCAGACUUAAAGUAACUCAUGACAAUCAAUGAUAGUUCAGCUGGGAAAAUUCUUGGGUCACUGGAGUCACUGGGGAAGUUGCUAUCAUGAAAUCACCCAGAAAGCGAAGGAAAAGAUAGCAGGCUUCCCACAACUGAAAGUCACAUUGCUCAUUUCUCCAUGGAGCCAGAAUACCUUACACGAGAAGGAAGAACAUGAUGGAGGCUACCCAGCCAACUCACACAGUGGUGAUGUCAAAAACAUCAUUGUCCCCCUUGGGUCAAUCAGUCCUUUGAUUUAUGAAUUGGCAGGCUCUAAGUGCAUUAUCUUCUUGGCUGAUCCAGGAGAAACUUAGAACAAACGAAGUUGUAGAGUUUUGAGGAAACAGCCAAAGCAAGGUAAAGCCUUUUCCUCACCUUGCCUUGGUAAAACUACCUCUUUAGCAUUUUGUUGAAUCAGAAACAUCUUUCUGAUAUGUAUAGAUAUCAUAAGCUUCAUUAUGAAAAUAUUGAUGCAGGAUAAGCCAUAUAUGAAUGUUGUAUUCAACCUUAGGGCUUGCACUUAAUCCUAAAGUGUUCCUAUCCCUUCAUGUCUGUUCCCACUAUAUUCCUAUUUACUAAGUGGGGAGGGGUCUCCUUAAUAUCAUACUUCAUUGUUAAUAAGUCAAUGCUUGUUAUGUUUCUGGGCUGUUGUUUUUGUGCAUUAAAAACUCAAAAGUUG